AUGUAUGUAUUUGUUCUGGAGUGGACCCCCGCAAUAUCGGAGGCAACGGGUAAUACCGAAAUCCCUCACGGCUACAUUUUCGCAUCUUUUAUGGUUGCUAUAAUGAUCGGCUCAUCAAUAUUCAAGUUAUUGAGCAAGUACGAUCGACCGGAAUCAUUCAUGAGGUUUGUUUUGGUAUUAUCUCUGCUGUGCUUGGGCACGCCGAUACUAUGGCCGGAAAACGUGCUGGCCGUAUUUUUGGCGUUUGUGGUCUUUGAGAUAUGUGUAGGCAUCUUCUGGCCGGCGAUGGGCUUCAUGCGCGGAAUUUACAUUCCAGAAUCUACUCGAGCCACAAUCAUGAAUUUCUGUCGCGUACCACUGAACUCCAUUGUUAUUUUCCUGUUGCUGCAAAAUUUACCGCAACAAGCCAUUUUCCUUUGCUGUGUUCUGUUUCUGGUGUGUGCUGCUGCUGUUCAGCAAUAUUUGCACAGGUAUGUUACUCUUUGCCCGUUCAUGCUUAGUGUGAAAAAGUGCAGAUCAAAUAUCGCCAUUCACAAAAAUAUAACAUUUAAGCUUAUCUCAAAAGUAUGCAACUAUUCGGCAAAACAAAGGUUGUGCUGUAGGGGAGUAGUACAUGUCUUUAGUGCUGACUAA
This is a messenger RNA of Gongylonema pulchrum, 633 nucleotides long. The record is from the annotation of a GenBank genome assembly. Lineage: Eukaryota; Metazoa; Nematoda; Chromadorea; Rhabditida; Gongylonematidae.